Molecule: messenger RNA, 8797 nt
Organism: Saccostrea cuccullata (small rock oyster)
Lineage: Eukaryota; Metazoa; Mollusca; Bivalvia; Ostreida; Ostreidae
Product: serine/threonine-protein kinase mTOR-like
Exons: 56
Coding region: 60-7469 (2469 amino acids)
Biological process (GO): protein phosphorylation; negative regulation of macroautophagy; TOR signaling
Cellular component (GO): TORC1 complex; nucleus; TORC2 complex
Molecular function (GO): protein binding; protein-containing complex binding; protein serine/threonine kinase activity
Source: RefSeq, a predicted model, not a curated record
AAACUAUCAGAAUGAUUUAUGUCCUUUAACAUUCAUAUUUACCUGGAUUAUUUGCCAAGAUGACACAACAUCUCCAAGAAAUUAUUUCCCAGUUUGUGACUGGUCUAAAAAAUAAGAAUGAAGAUGUCCGGAAUAAGUCUGCUAUGGAUCUGUACCGCUUUGUGGUCACAGAACUACGGGAAAUGCCAUCUGAGUACCACACGACCUUCAUGGACAAGUUCAACCAUUUCAUUUUUGAGAUGGUAUCUAGCUCUGACAUGAAUGAACGUAAAGGCGGGAUACUAGCUAUAGUUAGUCUGACAGGAGUUGAUGUUGGAAACAGGUCUACAAGAAUAAGUCGAUUUUCAAAUUAUCUGCGGAACCUUCUGCCAUCUAAUGAUGUAUCCGUCAUGGAGAUGGCAGCUCGAGCUGUGGGGUGGCUGGCUUUUUCUUCAGGCUCAUACGCUGCAGAAUAUGUGGAGCAUGAAGUGAAACGUGCACUGGAAUGGUUAACAGGUGAUCGACAGGAAAGCAAAAGACUAGCUGCAGUUCUGGUUCUGAAGGAGCUUGCAGUAAACACACCCACUUUCUUCUUCCAACAAGUGCAGCAAUUCUUUGAUUGCAUUUUCAAUGCUGUACGAGACCCAAAGCCAAACAUUCGAGAAGGAGCUGUAGCAGCUUUGAGGGCAGCCCUGGCGGUGACCUCACAACGAGAGAGCAAGGCCACUCAGAAGGCACAGUGGUACAAGCAAUGUUAUGACGAGGCCGUGAAACUAUAUGAUGAGACCCAAGGCCGAGAGAAGAAGCUAUCUCGAGACGACUGGGCUCAUGGCUCAUUGCUCAUCAUGAAUGAAAUAUUGAGAUGUAGCAACAUUGAGGGAGAGAGGUUAAGAAUGGAGAUGGAGGAUAUAACUAACCAGCAAUAUCAACAUGAAAGAACUCUUAAGGAGAUGUCUAAGACCCACAAGUCUCCUUCCAGUUCUUUGGCUCUUCAGCCCUCGAGUUCCCUCGCUCUGCAGCAGUUCCAACAUAAAGCUUUCCCCAUCAACAACUUCAUGUCUGGGAAUCGGCAAAACCAGCAGAAGAUUAGUUUUGAAAGCCGUACGGCCAAACAGUUAGUCGAGAGCCACUUUGACAAGGUGUGUGCCUUAUUACUGCGACACCGAAACAGUAAGAGUGUUCACAUUCAGUUGAUCCUACAAGUCAUCUUUCCACGACUAGCUGCCUUCAAGCCUCAAGAAUUCUCCAAACUGUACUUAGAUGAAACAAUAAGCUUCCUGCUGGGCUCUCUGAAGACAACCCGUGACAAAACGUCCACCUUCCAGGCCAUCGGACUCCUAGCCAUCUCGGUCCAGGACAACAUUGUACGAUAUCUCCCAGGGAUCCUGGAUGUUAUCAGAACUUCCCUGCCACCGAAAGAUUUACCAGCCAAGAAACAGAAGAAUGUUACAGUGGACCCCGCUGUGUUUACGUGUAUCAGUAUGUUAGCCAGGGCAGUUGGUCCAGCAAUGAUAAAGGAUGUCCGAGAUUUGUUAGACUCCAUGUUUGCUACUGGUUUAAGUCCUGCCCUGACUGCAGCCCUGCGUGACCUGGCCAUACAAAUACCUCAACUGAAGAAAGAGAUCCAGGAAGGACUCCUGAAGAAUCUAUCACUGAUUUUGAUGGGCAGACAACUCAGGCACCCAGGGGCACCUAAAAGUCCGGUCAUGCCCCUCCCUUUGUCAGUGUCUCUUACAAACUUAGCAGACAUUCAAGAUGCCACAAGCAUAACACUAGCUUUGAAAACCUUAGGAAGUUUUGAUUUUGAAGGUCACUCUCUGACCCAGUUUGUCCAGCACUGUGCUGAGCAGUACCUAUCCAGUGACCACAAAGAGAUCCGCAUGGAGGCUGUUCGUACCUGUGCCAGACUGCUAACACCACUCCUCCAAUUACUGGCAAACAGCCAGGGACAGAUCAGCAUUGCAGCCAUGAACACUGUGGCAGAAGUGUUACACAAACUCCUGGUAGUGGGCAUUACAGACACAGAUUCAGACAUAAGGUAUUGUGUUCUGGUGUCCAUGGAUGAUCGAUUUGAUCCACAUCUUGCCCAAGCAGAAAAUUUAUCAGCCUUGUUUGUAGCCUUGAAUGAUGAAGUAUUUGAAAUCCGGGAACUGGCUAUUUGUAUCAUAGGUCGCCUUAGUAGUAAAAACCCAGCCUAUGUGAUGCCUUCUCUGAGAAAAACUCUCAUUCAGAUCAGGACUGAAUUAGAGUACAGUGGAGUGGGAAGAAAUAAAGAACAAGCUGCUAAGAUGCUUGGACACCUGGUGGCCAAUGCGGCUCGCCUGGUGAGGCCUUACAUGGAGCCCAUACUGAAUGCCCUGAUCCCGAAACUGAAGGAGCCUGAUCCCAAUCCCAAUGUCACCAUCAGUGUACUGGUAGCCAUAGGGGAACAGGCACAGGUCAGUGGAACAGAGAUGAGAAAGUGGAUGGAUGAGUUGCUUCCCUUGAUAUUAGAAAUGCUGCAGGACUCCUCAUCCUUGCAGAAAAGAGAGGUUGCCCUUUGGACCCUGGGACAGCUGGUGGAGAGUACGGGGUACGUGAUUGAGCCUUACAAGCGCUAUCCUUCUCUGUUAGAGGUCCUCCUUAACUUCCUGAAAACGGAGCAAGCUACAGGAAUCAGAAGGGAGGUGAUUCGUGUGUUGGGUUUGCUGGGAGCCCUGGACCCACACAAACAUAAGAUGAACCAGGGAGUGAUACAGAGAACAGAACCUAAUGCUGUCAGUAUGUCUGAUGUCAAAUCCUCCUCUGAUAGUGCACAGCCAGAGAACACAAGUGAGAUGUUGGCCAACAUGACCGCCUCCACCACUCUAGAAGAGAUCUAUCCAGCCAUCGCCAUAGCAACACUAAUGCGAAUUAUCCGAGAUCCCUCCCUGUCCCAGCACCACACGAUGGUGGUCCAGGCCAUCACCUUCAUCUUUAAGAGUCUGGGGAUUAAGUGUGUCCCCUACAUACAGCAGGUCAUUCCAGCCUACCUGUCGGUCAUCCGAUCCGCUGACCAGACAUUUAGAGAGUUUCUGUUCCAACAACUAGGAGUCAUCAUUGCCAUUGUCAAACAGCACAUAAGGAAUUACCUGGACGAUAUUUUUGCAAUAAUAAAGGAAUACUGGGGUCCAAACAGCACCAUGCAGAAUACAAUUAUUAACCUGGUGGAGCAAAUUGUGACAGCCCUGGGGACAGAGUUCAGGAUCUACCUGCCACAAAUCAUCCCCCAGAUUCUGAAAGUCUUCAUGCAGGACUCCAGUGAGAACAGGGCAGUGACUGGCAAGUUGCUGAAUGCCCUGCAGUUGUUUGGAGCCAAUCUUGAUGACUAUCUCCAUCUCCUUCUCCCUCCUGUGGUUAAAUUAUUUGACAGCCCUGAUGUGCCUCUGUCUGUUAAAAGAACUGCCCUAGAGACCGUGGACAAACUUACGUACACCCUUGAUCUGACGGACUUUGCGUCACGUAUCAUCCACCCGCUAGUAAGGACACUGGAUUCUGUACCGGAGCUACAGGCCUCUGCCAUGGAUACGCUGUGUGCCAUGGUGAUGCAGCUGGGGCCUAAGUUCAACAUCUUUAUUCCAAUGGUCCAGAGAGUCAUACAGAAACACAAGAUUGCUCAUCAGAGAUACUUCAUACUGAUGGCCAGAAUUCUCAAGGCUUCCACAAUUGCUGAAGAAGAGGAUGAUCCAGUUCUACUGAAGCACAAGAAGAAUCGUGGGAAGACGUCAGAAUCUAAUGAUACUCUGGCAGACACUGCUGUUAUUAAGAAGCUGCAUGUCAGUUUUACUAACCUUCAAAAGGCUUUGGAGGCUGGGAGAAAGGAAUCUAAGGAGGACUGGAUGGAAUGGUUGAGGAGACUCAGUAUAGAACUACUGAAGGAGUCUCCCUCCCCCGCACUGCGAUCCUGCUGGGCCCUGGCUCAGACUUAUAACUCACUGGCAAAGGACUUAUUCAAUGCUGCCUUUGUGUCGUGUUGGACAGAGUUAACAGAAGCACAACAAGAUGAACUCAUUCUCAGUCUGGAACAAGCUCUAACCUCUCAGGAGAUUCCUGAGAUUACUCAGACUCUUCUAAAUCUAGCCGAAUUCAUGGAACACUGUGAUAAAGGCCCCUUGCCUCUAGACACCUCACUGCUGGGAUCCCGGGCCAUGAAGUGUCGAGCAUAUGCUAAGGCUCUACAUUACAAGGAAGAAGAGUUCCAUAGAGGGCCCACUACAGCUACUCUGGAAUCUUUGAUCAGCAUUAACAACAAGUUACAGCAGCCUGAGUCAGCAUCUGGUGUUUUACAGUAUGCACAGAAUCACAGGACUGAUGUGAAAGUACAGGAGAGCUGGUAUGAGAAGCUCCAUGAAUGGAACAAGGCUUUGGAGGCUUAUGAGAAGAAACAGGAGGAGAAACCAGACGACUUUAACCUUACAAUGGGCAGGAUGAGGUGUCUGGAGGCCCUGGCAGAGUGGGGCCAGCUCCACCAGAUAGCGUGUGAGAAGUGGGGCACCAGCAGUGACGAGAACAGAACAAACAUGGCUAGAAUGGCUGCCUCAGCUGCCUGGGGUCUCGGUCAGUGGGACAGCAUGGAGGAGUAUAUGUGUCUGAUUCCAAGGAACAGUUACAAUGGGGCAUUUUAUCGAGCUGUAUUUGCUCUCCACACAGAAAACUACCAGCUUGCUCAACAGUGUAUUGACAAGGCUCGAGACAUUCUUGAUACAGAGCUAACAGCUAUGGCUGGAGAAAGUUACAACAGGGCUUAUGGUGCCAUGGUGAAUGUUCAGAUGUUAUCUGAGCUAGAGGAAGUGAUGCAGUUUAAACUGGUCCCUGAGCGUCAGGAGGCCAUUAAACAGAUGUGGUGGGACCGUCUCCAGGGUUGUCAGCGAGUGGUGGAAGAUUGGCAGAAAAUCAUCCAGGUCCGGUCCCUGGUGGUGUCCCCACUGGAAGACAUGAAAACAUGGCUGAAGUAUGCCAGCUUGUGUAGAAAAAGUGGAAGACUGGCAUUAUCACACAAGACAUUGGUAAUGCUGCUUGGUAUGGAUCCAGCUAAAAAUACAGACAAGCCAAUUCCUACCACCAAUCCACAAGUCACAUUUGCUUUCCUCAAACACAUGUGGAAGAACAACCAAAAGGACUCUGCUUAUAGUAAGUUACAACACUUUGUUCAGCACUCACUUCAAACUAGAGCUCUCCAGCUCAUAACUCCUGAGGACACUCAGCAGAGAACUCAGCUCAACAAGUUGUUAGCCAGGUGUUACCUGAAGCUGCCCCGGAGAUUGCUCAGUCUGGCCACGGAAUACGACAAGUAUUGGUACAAGGCUUGGCAUGGAUGGGCUUUGAUCAACUAUGAGGCAGUCUUAUUCUACAAACAGUCAGAGAAAAGUGGAGCUGUCCCUCAGUCCCCAGGGGAUAUAGGCCCAGGGCGAGGGGAUGCUCCUAUCUCAACAAAGAAUGACACCAAUGUCUCGACCACCUCUAAGAUGCACAAGUACUGUGUUUUGGCAGUUCAAGGAUUUUUCCGAUCCAUUUCUCUGUACCAGCAUAAAAGUUUGCAGGACACUCUGAGGUUGUUGACCCUGAUGUUUGACUAUGGUCAAUGGCCAGAAGUAUAUGAGGCAUUAACUGAAGGAAUCAAAACAAUACAGGUGGAGAACUGGCUACAGGUUAUUCCUCAAUUGAUCGCUAGAAUCGAUAUUCCUCGCCCCCUUGUCAGUCGACUGAUAAGUCAACUCCUGAUUGACAUUGGAAAAGCUCACCCACAGGCCUUGAUCUACCCUCUAACAGUGGCCUCAAAGUCUAAUGUUCCAACACGUCAGACAGCAGCCAACAAAAUCCUGAAGAACAUGUGUGAGCACAGCAACACAUUGGUACAACAGGCAAUGCUGGUGAGUGAAGAACUGAUUCGGGUGGCCAUCCUCUGGCAUGAGCUCUGGCACGAGGGUUUGGAGGAAGCCUCCAGGUUGUACUUUGGUGAGAGAGACAUCAAGGGCAUGUUUGGUACGCUGGAACCAUUGCAUAACAUGGUGGAACGGGGUCCUCAGACUCUCAAAGAAACUUCAUUCAAUCAGGCUUAUGGUCGUGACUUGAUGGAGGCCCAGGAGUGGUGUAGGAAGUACCAAAGAUCAGAGAAUGUUAAGGACCUGACCCAGGCCUGGGACCUCUACUACCACGUGUUCAGGAGGAUCUCUAAACAGCUCCCUCAGCUGACUUCCCUGGAGCUGCAGUAUGUCUCCCCCAAACUUCUCCGCUGUCAGGAUCUAGAAUUAGCUGUGCCAGGGAAAUAUGAACCUAACCAACCAAUCGUAAAGAUCCGCAGAUGUCAAAGUUCACUCCAGGUCAUCACCUCAAAACAGAGACCCAGAAAACUCAGCAUAUUUGGAUCCAAUGGACUGGAAUACAUGUUUUUACUGAAGGGUCACGAAGACCUCAGACAAGAUGAACGCGUCAUGCAGCUCUUUGGUUUGGUUAAUUCUCUCCUUGUGGAAAAUCCAGAAACCUUCAGGAGAAACCUCACCAUUCAGCGAUUUUCUGUUAUUCCUCUGUCCACUAACUCUGGUUUGAUUGGCUGGGUCCCUCACACAGACACGCUUCAUUCACUGAUCCGUGAUUACAGAGAGAAAAAGAAAAUCUUACUGAAUAUUGAACAUAGGCUCAUGCUUAGGAUGGCACCUGACUAUGAUCACCUGACCUUGAUGCAGAAGGUUGAGGUCUUUGAGCAUGCUCUAGAGCACACACAAGGAGAUGACCUGGCCAAGAUUCUGUGGUACAAGAGUCCCAGCUCAGAGGUGUGGUUUGACAGACGUACAAACUACACACGUUCCCUGGCUGUGAUGUCAAUGGUUGGUUAUGUACUGGGGCUUGGAGACAGACAUCCUUCCAAUCUGAUGCUGGACCGUACCAGUGGUAAAGUGAUCCACAUUGACUUUGGUGACUGUUUUGAGGUUGCCAUGGUGAGGGAGAAGUUCCCAGAAAAGAUUCCUUUCCGUCUGACCCGCAUGUUGAUCAAUGCUAUGGAGGUGACUGGUAUUGACGGUAACUACAAGAUGACCUGUGAGAGUGUGAUGGAGGUGUUACGUGAGCACAAGGACAGUCUGAUGGCCGUACUGGAAGCCUUUGUGUAUGACCCCCUGCUGAACUGGAGACUCAUGGACACUACAGCCAAGGGUAAGACAAAAACAAAAGACUCGUACUCGGGAGGAAGCCAGGAACAGGCGGACAUGUUGGAGAGCGUGGACAUGAGUCAGACGGCCCACAAACGCUCAGCCCCGGAGACUGCCAGCUCUGUAGGUGGGGACAACUUCCAGGCAGAGGUCAUCAACAAGAAAGCCCUGUCCAUCAUUAACCGGGUCAGGGACAAACUGACCGGUAAGGACUUCUCCUCGGGAGAUGCCAUUGAUGUCACCACCCAAGUGGAUCUCCUUAUCAAACAAGCCACCUCCCACGAAAAUCUGUGUCAGUGUUACAUUGGGUGGUGUCCAUUCUGGUAAAGAAUCAGAAUCCUGUAUGAUUUAACACCAAUGAAGGUCUCUGCCUCAAAGAAAAUGUGUUUAAUUUGUAUAGAUGGUGUCAAGGCCAUUUAAGGUCUUUGCCAUUACUUGCUGGAUUUUUACAAGUGAUGUCUGUUCUUGCAUUAAGCUAAAGAUUGUUUGUAAUAAAAAGCUAUGUAUGAUGUGAUAAUUGGGUUUUUUUUUGUGAAAUGUCUGUUUUUAUCACACUUCUGUUAUUUUAUACAAUUACAUGUAUGUAUAAAAUUUAAGCAAAGGCAAAUGACAGAAAGAUUUAUCUAAAGAAAGUUUGAUUUGCAGGGAUAACAAGAAAGUGUUAAGGGCAUUUUAUAGACAUUAUUAGAAAUUUAUGAAUGCAUAAAGAAAAAUAUUCUUGUGUACAAAUUACAAUGUGAUGUUUAAAAGAUGCUUUGACUUGUUUUGCAUGUUAUUAUUCACUUCAUGAAUAACCUGUAAAAUUCAGGCGUUAUUUGUGUGAAAUCAGAUUGUAUCGAGAUUGACCCCUUUUAUUUCAUAUGGGAUUGGUUACUAACUAGUCAUGCAUAUUAAUGUACAUUUUGUGAUACCCGACAUCCAGCUAAGUGCUUAUUUUGUGCUGUAUACAUGUGUAUAUACAAUGUAUAUGUUUAUUUUUGUUAUAUUUAACAUUGUUACUGAACUUAAUAGUGUUACAAUCUUAUUUUACUGCAUUGUAGUGUGACUAGUGUCUCUAGUACAUAAUCUAUACUAGAAGAUCUGUGAAGCAAAUGAUUAAAAUUUAGACUACCCUCAGUAUGCUUAUAGAUUAUUAUUGUACUGUACAGUGUCCUAGGACACAAAACACUUCAAUCUGCAAUGUUAAUCAAGCUAAAUGUCAAUGAUUGAUGAGGGCAAGCUUUUCUGAUCAACUUCUUAUUUUGUUCAUGUAUGUUACAUUAUGUAUAUAUAUCAAAUACUUUGCUGUUAAACCUGUUUUAUGUUGCACAAGAUUGGAUUCUGUAGCAGUAUUACUUAACAUAGCAUUUUUCCUCUUAAAGGGAAGCGGUUAUGUGAAUUUUAGCAUAUCUCUUACACAAAAUUUAUCAAAGAUGAAUGUUGAAUUUAUGGAUAAAUAACAUAAACUUUUACUUAAGAAACUGAAUUAUCUUAAUGUAUUUAGAAGCCUUUUCCACUUUUGUUUAAUAGUUUCAAUAGAUGUAAUACAUGUACAUUACAUGUACAUGUAUUCCAGCCCAUUUUUGAAGUGGUAUAUUAAUGAGAUAGAGAUAUGCCUGGUGUACCUUUGUUUUGUAUGAUGUUGUUUACUUGAAUAAAGAUAUAAAGCAAUACAA